Molecule: messenger RNA, 487 nt
Organism: Cetraspora pellucida
Lineage: Eukaryota; Fungi; Glomeromycota; Glomeromycetes; Diversisporales; Gigasporaceae
Source: the annotation of a GenBank genome assembly
AUGAGGUUAUACAAAGUAAUUAUUCCACUUCAUCAAAUUCUUCCACCAGAAUAUAUUUAUCAAAUAGAAAGUUAUUGUGAACUUGAACCAAUAAUUACAAUCAAAAAUGUGAAUAUUAGACAACUUAAAUCAUAUGUAAAACAGAAAAAUAAGAAUCGUCAAGUUAAAAAUCCUCAUAGUCCUCAAAAUAAAGAUACAAAUUGCAUUGCUCUACUUGAUUUUAAAUUGGAAAAAUCUAAUCUUACAAUUUCUUACCUAUUAGAGAUUAAUCUUUGUUUUGCUCACAAUCAUUUACUAAAUUUAGUUGUUUCUUUUAGUUUUUAUCCAGUUAGUAUAAAAACACAACAACAAUAUAUAGACUUGUUUCAUAUUGGGUAUACAGCAGCUUUAGCAAGAUAUUUAUAUGAAGAUAAAUUGCAUUUAUUUGCAUCAAAUAAUAAUGAACUUGUAUGUUUAUUGGUUGAUCAAGUCAAAAAUCCAGAUGGAG